This is a messenger RNA of Heterotrigona itama, 1589 nucleotides long. NCBI's taxonomy places the organism in Eukaryota, Metazoa, Arthropoda, Insecta, Hymenoptera, Apidae. The record is from the annotation of a GenBank genome assembly.
CAACUUACCCUUGCUAAAUCCAAUUGUCUUACUUUGGCACUUACAUUUUCUGCUAGUUCAUUAGUAUGUCUAAUCAUAUUAGAAAACUUUUCUCCUUCUGUUCUUAUCACAACAACAUUAGUGUAAAUGAAAAUUCACCAAUGACAACGCCUUUAAGGUGUUCUACACAUGCACCGAAACAUCCCACGCAUCGCGCGUGGUUUCUGAAGGAAGUUGAGUUCUUUCCGCGCAUCUUACGCGUUUUCCUGAAGGAAAAUGGCUACCAGCUGUCAUUUAAUCGAAAAAAAAGCAGGAUGGGUUCGAGUCAACAAUUUUCUCUUAGGUGGAAUAAUUACUUAAAACAUAUUACUUGUGCUUUUGACACAUUAAGAACAGAAGAAGAUCUUGUUGAUGUGACUUUAAGUUGCGAAGGAAAAAGGAUAAGAGCACACAAAAUGUUGUUGUCCGCAUGUAGUACAUAUUUUAGAGAUUUAUUUAAGGAAAAUCCAUGUCAGCAUCCUGUUAUAAUAUUUCGUAAUGUAAAAUUUGAUGAUUUGGCUGCAUUAGUAGAUUUUAUGUAUCAGGGUGAAGUAAACGUGGUUCAGGAGCAGUUAGCCAGUUUUUUAACGACUGCUGAACUACUUGCUGUUCAGGGUCUUACCGAUGGUACAGGAAAAGAUAAUGAUAGUUUAGUAGAGGAUGACAUAGAAAUUCCUAAUGAACCUGAAAUUCAACUUCAAAAUGCUUCUAGCAAAACAGCAACAGACAAGAGAAAUAAGUCACCUUCAUCUCCAAUGCCUUAUCACGCUGUCGAUUUACAACCUGAUGCACCGCCAAGUAAACGACGAAAAUGUAGAGAAAACGCAAAUACAAAUGCGGAUAAGACUAUAAGUAAUGCUUUGUCUGCAAAAGAUUCUGAAAACAAAACUUCAGAAAAUCAAUCAACGACUGGCUCGGAUCCUGUUGAAAUAAUUCCAUUAAUGCCAAAUUUAAAGUUGGAAAUGCCUGAAUAUCUAGUACAAGAUGGAAGUAGCUGUAGUUACGAAGAACAAAGUUUAGGAGACAGUUCACUAAAUAAAAUUGGUAUAGAAGAUACAUCAUCCAAUACUCCUGAUCAUGAUCAGAAGCCUGAUAUCACUCAAACAUUCUACUCAAGUAAUCAGUCUACUUCAGAUAGCUUGGAUCUCAAACAUCAAACAACUGAUGUUGGAGGGAUUACGUACGUAUCUGGUCAGCCGCAUAGCCUCAGCAAAGCAAACGGCCACGGAAAAGUAUGUGUACACUGCAAGCAGCGCGGAAUGGUCACAUCACAACGAGCAGGAGAUACCGCAGGGGGCGGGGGUGGUAGCGCCUGUCCUGCAACCGCGGACCUCGUCUCGGACGAUGACUACGGUCAGUCCACGGAUACAGAAUUAUUGUUUCGCUGUAGAAUUUGUUGGAAAGGUUUCAAGCAUCCGAUGUCGUUGACACUGCACAAGGACUUGCAUACCGGGCAAACCAGGUGCCCGAUUUGUCAGCGCAUCUUCAGUCGAAGUUACGACAUGAAGGCACAUUUGCUGCGCAUCCACAAGUGCACGUUCAGUGUCGACGCUAAGUUGAACUUUCGAAAG